GCAUUGAUUAGAGAGAGCCCAUGGCUUUGAUUAUGCAGAGUUUUAAAAUAUCGUCUUAUUUUUGGUUGAAUUCAGAGCAUAAGCUGAAAUGUGGUGCUACAACUCGGUGUUUAGCUCGCCACGAUUCUAUUAGACCCAAUGGUCUUUCUUCUGCUUGGGAGAAGGAGAGAAUAAAUAGCCCUUUGGGAAAUGGGGAUUUGGGUACAAGUGUUGGGGAAGAAAAGUUGGAAGCUUUAUGGGAUGAUGGGUAUGGGACUCAAACUGCAAAGGAUUAUCUAGAAUUAGCCCAGGAGAUUACUAGGCCUGAUGGUGGACCGCCACGGUGGUUCACUCCCCUGUCUUGUGGCCCUCCUUUGAAACACUCACCUGCUCUUCUUUUCUUGCCUGGAGUGGGUGGAAGUGGUUUAGGUCUUAUUCUGCACCAUAAGGCACUUGGGAAAGUGUUUGAAAUCUGGAGCUUAAAUAUUCCUGUAGAUGAUAGAACACCAUUUAUAGGACUGGUGAAACUCGUUGAACAGACUAUCAGGAUGAAGCAUGAAUCGUCUCCAGAUAAGCCAAUAUAUCUGGUGGGAGAUUCAUUUGGAGGAUGCUUAGCGCUUGCUGUUGCUGCUCGUAAUCCUACAAUUGAUCUUGUCGUGAUAUUAACCAAUCCAGCAACUUCAUUCGGCAGGUCACAACUGCAACCGUUUUUUCCUUUCCUGGAAGCUUUGCCAGACAAACGUGUUGCAUUCCCUCAUCUUCUAUACUAUUUGGGUGACCUAACCAUGAUGCCAAUGGUUAACAUCAAGAUCUCUGAUGAUCUUGCAGCUUUACUGUCCAAAUUUAAUGAGUUUACUGAUAUUAAACCAAAAGAAAAUCUUGCGUGGAAAUUGAAGCUACUUAAAUCUGCAUCUGAAUAUGCCAAUUCCCGUCUCCAUGCUGUUACAGCAGAAGUACUUGUGCUUGCUAGUGGAAAGGACAAUGUACUUCCAAGUGAAGAUGAAGCUAAAAGGCUUGAAAGGUCAUUAAGAAACUGCAAAGUACGAUACUUUAACGAUAAAGGACAUAGGAUUUUGCUGGAAAACGGUUUCAAUCUAUUAAGCAUCAUCAAAGGUACAAGCACAUAUCGCCAUUCAAGGAGGCAUGACUAUGUCUUGGAUUACUUGCCACCUAGUAUGUCAGAGUUCAAGAAAGCAUUAGAGAACAAUAGAUUUUAUCGCUAUGCUACUGAUCCGGUAAUGUUAUCCACGAUGGAAAAUGGGACUAUAGUAAGAGGUCUAGCGGGGGUUCCUAAUGAAGGUCCCGUGUUGUUAGUUGGUUAUCACAUGCUAAUGGGGCUAGAAUUGAUCCCGCUAGUUGAAGAAUUUUUAAAGGCUAAAAAAGUUGUGCUUCGUGGAGUAGCACACCCAACAUGGUUCACACAGUUAGCUGAUGAGAAUGGGAGUUAUAUUCCAUCAUUUAUCGUUGAUAUGGCACGACUAUACGGGGCAUUGCCUGUCUCAGCCAGUAACCUCUUUAAGCUGCUUGCAACUAAGUCUCAUGUGCUCCUCUAUCCUGGUGGUGCUCGGGAGGCCUUGCAUCGUAAGGGAGAAGAGUACAAGGUAAUGUGGCCAGACCAACCUGAAUUUGUAAGGAUGGCUGCUAAAUUCGGGGCUACAAUUGUGCCGUUUGGAGCUGUUGGAGAAGAUGACUUAGCACAAUUAAUUCUCGACUAUGAUGACUUGACGAAAAUCCCUAUUGUAAGUGAUGCGAUUAGGAGGAGUAGUGAACUCGACGAGAAGAUGGGUACAAGGCUAAGGACUAAUAUGGCCGGGGAGGUUGCCAACCAAACAUUAUACAUCCCGGGCAUGUUGCCGAAGGUCCCUGGCCGCUUGUACUACUUGUUUGGAAAGCCUAUUUCGACGAAGGGAAAGCGGGGGAUGUUGAAGGACAGGGAGGAAGCGCAUAAGCUGUACUUAGAAGUAAAGUCUGAAGUUGAGAACAGUAUGGCCUAUUUGCUUAAGAAGAGAGAGGAAGAUCCUUAUAGAAGUCUGUUUCGCAGGACAGCAUAUAGGGCAUUAGCUUCUCCUUUUGUUGAUGAAGUUCCCACUUUUGAGUGUUGAAUCAAUAGUUGAGUUGCUAAAUAGUUGCACUAUCCUUCUUGGCACAUGCAAUUGUGACUGUGUUUAUAUUGAAAUUGCGUGUCAAUUGAGAUGACAAAUUAUUUUGCAAGUUAUUGGUUA
Ipomoea nil (Japanese morning glory) is the source of this 2201-nucleotide messenger RNA. Its product is annotated as acyltransferase-like protein At1g54570, chloroplastic. Bases 21 to 2081 code for a protein of 686 amino acids. Gene Ontology annotation, cellular component: membrane. NCBI's taxonomy places the organism in Eukaryota, Viridiplantae, Streptophyta, Magnoliopsida, Solanales, Convolvulaceae. The record is from RefSeq and is a predicted model, not a curated record. The transcript has 12 exons.